AUGGGUAAGUUCCAUGCAAGGUUGUAUCAAACCGACCGUGCGCGGGACUUUGAUCAUGAACAGGAUCGAUAUGUUCGCAUGCGCCAAAUCUACGAGACCAUCGACCGGCAGGGCUAUCAAUGGAUUGUCGUGCUGGUCGCUGGUCUCGGUUUCUUCCUAGACGGAUACACACUCUUUGCUAGCAAUAUGGCCCUCCCCAUGGUCUCCUAUGUCUACUGGAGAGAGGAAACCUCGUCCGUGAGGCUGACCUGGAUCAACAUUGCCACCCUCGCUGGAACACUCCUCGGCCAAGUGAUGUUCGGGUUUUUGGCCGACAAGUACGGACGCAAGAAGAUGUACGGAGUGGAACUUGUGCUACUCAUCACCGCUACCGUCGGUGUGGUCAUGUCCUCUACAGGGUAUAAUGGAAGCAUGGAUGUCUAUACGUGGCUGAUUUGGUGGAGGGUUCUAGUCGGCAUCGGAGUCGGUGCUGACUAUCCUCUCAGCGCGGUUAUCACAUCUGAGUUCGCUCCCACGAAACACCGCGCGCGUAUGAUGGCUUCGGUCUUUUUUAUGCAACCACUAGGACAGAUCGCAGGAAAUCUUGUCUCCCUAGUUGUGAUUGCCGCCACUCGUCACAACGGCGACGCCGCCGACAUUGCUCGUAGCGUCGACAGCAUGUGGCGCUGGGUUCUUGGGAUUGGUGUUGUUCCAGGCGCCAUCGCCACGCUUUUCCGAUUUGCCAUCCCCGAGAGUCCCCGGUAUCUUCUCGACAUUGAGGAUGAUCCAGUCACGGCUGAAUUCGACGCAACUACGCUGUUCACUGAGCCGCCCAUGAGCCCUUCCAUUGAAUCCGCCAGUUGGGAAACAGGAAGCAACAUCCAGCUUCCAGCUGCCUGUUCGAUGGGGAGUCCGUCCGUUAACGAGGAUGAUAACUCUCACGAGUAUGGGCGUCCACCACCAGCAACCCUCAAUUCGCACUGGCGCCUCGCCCGGUCAGAUAUCGUGCGGUAUUUCUGGACCGAGGGAAACUGGCGCAGCCUGGCGGGCACAUCAAUUGCCUGGCUUCUGCUCGAUUUUGGGUUUUAUGGAAUCGGUCUCUCAAGUCCCCAGUUUCUUGCCAAAACCUGGGGCUCCCUUCGUAUCAACAGCGAGUCCCCAUACUGGAUGACGGAUGACCGGCCCGGUGCCAACAUCUACCAGAUGUUUUUGGAUACGUCAAUCCGCGGCUUAGUUAUCCUCAAUAUCGGCAGCUUCGUCGGUGGUCUUCUGUUGAUACUCCUCGUGAACCGCCUUGAUCGCGUGGCAUUGCAGAAGUAUAUGUUCCUUGCUCUUGCAGCCUUGUUCAUAGCCCUUGGCACUCUGUUUAUUACAUUGUACCAAGGACCGCCUGCCGUGAUAGCGCUCUAUAUCAUUGGACAGGCACUAUUCAACCUGGGCCCCAACGCUACAACUUACAUGAUCCCCGCCGAGAUCUUCCCUACCCGUUACCGGGCGACCUGCCAUGGUCUCAGCGCUGGUGCUGGUAAACUGGGCUCCAUCCUUGUCCAGAUCUUUUCUGCUUAUUAUCGCUUUGGCACUGGCGCCGGGCCCGAACAGACUCGUCGCCACGGCUGGAUACUCAUCGUAUUCAGCGCGUGUAUGAUUAUCGGUGCGGCCGUGACGCACUUUUGGAUCCCGCCAAUCCAGCAUAAAGGUAGUCGAGCCAAGAUCUGGGGCGGCCAGCCUGAGACAUUGGAGACGCUCUCACUCGGGCGAAUGGGGCGGCAGAGUCGUGACGCGGCUGUUCGCAAGCGUUCGGCGCGCGGUCGGGCAUUUUCAAUUAGCAGGUAA
This is a messenger RNA of Penicillium riverlandense, 1812 nucleotides long. RefSeq names its product phosphate transporter. Gene Ontology annotation, molecular function: transmembrane transporter activity. Gene Ontology annotation, cellular component: membrane. Lineage: Eukaryota; Fungi; Ascomycota; Eurotiomycetes; Eurotiales; Aspergillaceae. Gene Ontology annotation, biological process: transmembrane transport. The record is from RefSeq and is a predicted model, not a curated record. The transcript has 5 exons. The coding region runs from base 1 to 1812 and encodes 603 amino acids.